GACUGUAAACGGAGCCCGAUCAGACGAGAGACGCAUGCGCUCCGUGGAUCAAAAUCGGCAGUGACUUCUAGUCCCUUUUGCCGCAAGGCACCGCGAUCAUAUAUUUUUACCGUGACAGCUCGCCGGCACGUAACACUACAUUAUACGGUCCCUACGCAAUCGAAAUUAUAUUGACAAGGCUAACAACACUACAAAACAUCGAUAUGUAACAAGAGUUUUUCCAUUGUUGCAUACAUACAUGAACACACUUGCAUACUCGCAUUCAAUACUGCUCUCCAUGCAUUCAUACGCUUGCUUACAUGUUUGUACGCUACUGUUGUAUGAUAACUUUAGGUACAUAUUAUUCGAUUGAUGGAUCUUUCAUUGGAAAUAUUGUAUACCGACAUUUAUAUCUCAUAAAUUUCUACAGAAAUUCAAUUGUCGUAUUAUAAAACGAAUUAAUAUUGUUCAUUGUAACAUUGAAAUGUUAAGUUGCAUUUAUUGUUUCUAAUUGAAAAAGAAAAUGACAAGCCAAAUUUUUAUUCGGAAAAUGAAAUGUUAUAAAGCUAUUAAACGUUAUUACAGAAACAAGUUGGGCUAUAAAGCCCAAGAUUAUUUAUUCGAUAGUUAAUAUUGUAAAAAUUAUUCAAUGAAACUGAAUCAUCUGAAAAUACAGUGUAGUGUAAUAACAUUUUCAAUAAUUGAUACUUGAUCACAUUUAAUCAUAAAAAGAUGCCAUUUUAUUUAUACAUAUAUUUAUUAUGUUAUUAAACUAAUACAUAGAUACGUACGCAUGUACGUACAUUGUACUUACGUAUUUACAUAUAUAUACAUAUGUUGAAUAUCCUCCAAAAAAAACACGAAGGCACAGUUCUAAUAGAGGUCGCUACGAUAAAAGUAGAAGCAUUUCAGAAUAUAUUACCAUCUGGAACAACAUAACCUUAAAGGGUGCCUUGAUAACCCGCUGUCGGCGGAUGAACUGUCAAUUCCGGUGCAUUUAGACAGAGCAUUUCGUGCCGUACCGUUCGCCAAAAAAUCUGGGAAAUUCGUGUCGACUGACCAGAGUCCACGAAUUUCCAGAGGUCUUCCUAUAUAAGUAAACUUCUCUGAUAAUUUUUAAAUAAGUGAAUUACUUUUAAUGCGCGACCGCACCCGUUUUUGAACGGUAACGUGCGGUGAUUCACAGAGAUAAUUCGCGGUUCGAUCGAACAUCCAUUCGAACGGUGUCGUAUGUAAAUUCGUUGAACCGCUCGUAAAAAUCAGUGACAAGAUGACAGAGGUACAUAACUUAGGUGUUGAUGCUAUCAGCUGUCAUGCUUGGAAUAAAGACAGAAAAGAACUGGCUAUUUGUCCGAAUAAUAAUGAAAUACAAGUUCACAAGCGUACCUCAAACGGUUGGAAAUUGCUACAGAACUUGCAAGAGCAUCAUAUGAAUGUCACGGGUAUCGAUUGGGCACCAAAUGCUAAUCGAAUAGUAACUUGUUCUGCAGAUAAAAAUGCAUAUGUUUGGUCGCAAGAGGAAGAUGGAAAAUGGAAUCCUACAUGGGUUGUUUUAAGAAUAAACCGAGCUGCGACAUGUGUAAAAUGGUCUCCAUUAGAAAAUAAAUUUGCUGUUGGAACUGGAGGUAGAGUGAUAGCUGUGUGUUACUUUGUCUCUGAGAAUAAUUGGUGGCAGUGUAAGCAUAUAAAGCGUCCAUUGAGGUCCACUGUAACAACAGUCGACUGGCACCCAGAUAACAAAGUUCUGGUUGCUGGAUCCACUGAUUACAAAGUUCGUGUCUUUAGCGCAUUUAUCAAUGAUAUGGAGGAUGCACCAGGGUCAAGUUCUUGGGGUCAGAGUAAUACUUUAGGAACAUUACUUGCUGAAUUCGAGAAUACUCCUAAUGGAGGGGGGUGGAUACAUUCUGUUGCAUUUAGUCCAUGUGGUAAUAAAAUCUGUUGGGUGGCGCAUAAUUCAUCUAUAUGCAUUGCCGAUGCCACCAAAGGAAAUGCAGUCAUACGGAUGUACACAGAACAUUUACCAUUUUUAAGUUUCGUUUGGAUGGGGUCCAAUUCCAUUGUUGCAGCGGGUCAUAGUUGUAUGCCCAUGUUGUAUCAUAUUGACGACAACGGUCAACCGUAUUUUGUAUCAAAGCUAGACAACACACAAAAAAAAGAGGCUGCGGGUUUGUCUGCUAUGCGGAAAUUCCAAUCGUUGGAUCGCCAAGCGAGAACAGAUACAAACGAUAAUGCCUUGGAUAGUAUACACCAAAAUACAGUUAAUUGCAUACGAAAAGUGUCUGAUAACGAAUUUAGUACAAGCGGUUUAGACGGUCAGUUGGUAGUCUGGGAUCUCAAGGUUAGUUUCAAUAACGUAUAUGCAGACCAUUCUUCGCACUGUAAAAUUUACCCACAAUGUACUUUUAUAAUUAAUUUCCUUUUAUCUGUCUUCUACUCUUUAGCUCCUCGAGAAUUCCAUUGCUGGUCUCAAGAUAGCAUAAGAACAAUUUUUUUUAUAUCCUAAAGAUGAAUGAAGAUAUUACAUCACGCAAAGAUGUAUAAAUGUUAAAACUGAAAAAUAUACAAUUUCUCAUUA
Messenger RNA from Megalopta genalis, 2554 nucleotides. Lineage: Eukaryota; Metazoa; Arthropoda; Insecta; Hymenoptera; Halictidae. The record is from RefSeq and is a predicted model, not a curated record.